CGUUUAUUUUUUAAUUUGUGUUAUUUAGAUUUUAGAUUAAACAAAGAAUAAAUAAUCUGGAAUUAGGGCAAUUAAUAUUGCAUAUUUAUUAAGAUCAACAGCUUUUCUAAGAUCUAUAUAGUAUCGCGUCUUUUCAUCUGACGUAUGAGGUAUAAUUUUGACAUACCUAUCGGACUUUGAUUCAAGUGAAAUUGAUAGAUCUAUUAUAAGUGGGUAAAAUAGUACACAUCUUUUGACGAAAACUGUAUUAGCAAUAGCUAUGACAAGUUUCUAUUUUCGCGACAUUUGAACAAAUAAAUAUACUCAAUAUACCUGUAUAAUAAUUUAACAUAAUUAAUGUUAAAAUAUUUGAAUCGGAAUCCGCUAUGUCACUUAUAUUGCGACUGGCUGUCUAUAGUGAUCAGGUUCGAUUCGUUUACUCAGUUUCAAAACUUUAGGUAUACGUCGCAGUCAACUAUCUUAUUAAGCCAGUCAAUUAACAACUCAGCCAAGUUAAUAAACGGCGCCAUGCAACCAGUUACCUGAAUUUUAUCUAGCUGCAGCGUUUAUAGCAUAUAAAAUUUAAGUAACAGACUGAAGGUAAGGCUAUUCGUAUAAUAGGGUAUGUUAAUGAUAGUUAGGACAAGAAAAUAUGCCGUUUUCUGCUGUUAUCUAAUUAGGCUAGUUGACUGCGAGAGUAUAUUACAAUCGUAUUGACUAUAAAAAUGGAAGAAGUCAUAUUUUUAACGAGUUUUUAUUCUUACAGGUAUGGUCCGCGGAAUAAUGUUGGACCAUCGGCAUUUCCACCACUUGGAGCUAAACCUGUUCCUCUUAUGGGCUUGAAUAUCCAACCUCAGCCUGAAGGGCUCCCUGGUUUUCGAGGUCGCUUUGAUGGCCCUAUAUUUGACGACAUGCCUCCUGGUGUCGAUCCUCCAGUUCCAGGGUAUGAGCCUCCGCCAUUUGAAAAACCGCCCUUCGGUCCUCCAGGUUCAUUAGAUCGUGACAGAUUACCACCAUCUACGUAUAGGGAUCCUUAUCGUCCACCACCUUACGCUGAGGGAUAUAGGGAUUCUUCUUUGCCUUCUAUUCAAAAUGAUAUUCCCCUUCAUGGAGGAGACCAUCCCCCGCGUUACCGCGAUAACUUUAGGCCAGGAGCUCCCUAUCGUGACGCGAGCGGGCCUAUGCCUUAUAGAGAUGGCCAACCCUACCGUGAUCAAGUUUUGCCUGUUCCUCAUCGUGACGCUAAUUAUAGAAAUGGACCUCCAUUCCGCGAUAAUUCAUUUAGAAAUGCACCAUUCCGCGAUGGAAAUUAUCGCGAGAAUAUUCCUCACAAUUACCGUGAUGGUGGUUUACCAUUUCGACCACCUAGUGUUGAUCCCAGAGAACAAAUACCACCAUUUCAUGAUCCUAAUUAUCGUGAUGGAUUUAGGGAUGAUAAUAGCCGUGAGGGGAGGCCAGGUUUUCGGUCAAAUAAUCCUCGUAAUAGAGUGGGUUCCAAACGAAAUGCUAAUCAAGAUCAUGAAAGACCAAGAGAAAGAGAAGGUCGUGACAUGGCUGAAAGAUUUGACAGAGAUAGACAAUCUCGUGGAAUGGAAAAGGGCCGAGAUCCACGGGACGAGCGUGGUCGUGAAUAUGACAGGAAUAGGGAUUAUGAUAAGGAGAGAGGUCAUGAAAGAGGAACUCCAGAGAGAAAAGCUCGCUCAAGAGACAUUCGUGAUAAAAGACGUAGUGAGUCUAGGGGUCGCUCACGAGAUCGUGAUAAUAAAAAAGAAAAGAAAGAAGAGAGAGUAAGAGAUAAAUCCUCGACUGAAAGAAAUAAAGACCACAAAGAGAAAGAUAAAAAAGUGAAAGAUAGAAAAAAGAAGAAACGUGAAAAGGAAAAAGAGCUUGAAAAGAAGAAGAAGCGUGAUAAGAAAGAGAAAAAAGAUAGCAAGGAAAUGAAAAAAGAAGAGGAAGAUGGAGACAAGGAUAAACCGAUCGAAGAAGCACCUAUUACGAAUGAGGCAGAUAUUGAAACCAAGGAAGAAAAACAAACAGAAUCCGACCAGAUACAUAAAAAAGAAGAUGUUACAACAACUGAUACCAUGAAAAAUGCAAUGAUUGAUUUGUAUGGAGAUGAAGCUGCUGAAGCAGUUGAUAAAGAAAUAAUCCAAAAUUAUAUAAAAAGUGAAAAUGUGGAGGAUAGUCAAAAUCCAAAGGAAACUGAGGCUAGCAAUAAAGAUGAGCCUUUUGAUGGUAUUGAAUUGCAGCCUGCAGCUGAUGAGUUAGGUGCUGAUUUAGAAAUUUCUUUAAAUACCUCUAAGGAAGUAUUAGCACCCUUACCAGAAUUGUCAAAGUGGGAAGUAGACGAAGAUAAUCAAGAAAAAUCUAAAGAACCUGGUGAAAUAACGUCUCCUGAAGAUAAUGGAGAGUCUAGAAAAGUGACAUCUGAUGUCAUUAAACGCGCAGAAAAAGCAAUAUUUGCUAAAGCAGUUAACUCAUUAAGACCAAUUGAAAUAAAGAAAAUUAGUAGUGAUCGUUUAAAAUUAUAUGGAGAUGAAACUCAAAAUAAAUUAAAUAAUAUACAAAUUACGGUUCCAGUAACAGAUGUGGAUCAGAGAUCCUUAGAAACUCUUGACAAAAAGGGGAGAUACUCUAAAACCCCACCACCUCGAUUAUCUGUUAAAGAUAGAUUAGGUGGAAAAGUGGAAGAUGUGCGUCGCGUUAGAGAGCCACGUGUUGUACACAGUACUGUGGAACGUGUUAAGUCACGCUCAAAAACACCUAAAAGAGAACAAGUUCCAUAUCGAAGAGUAACUGUAGAAAAAGACAGGGGAAGAAAGGCUGAUAAUAGAAUAGAUAUCCCGAAAGAUCGUCACCCUAACAUCGAAAGGCGAGUUAGAGCUGAAGUUGUUAAAAUAGACGCACACUACAGACAAGACAUUAAGAGAAAAGAAAAAUCUUCAAAAGAAGACAAAAAUAUGGAAGACAAAAUUACUGGUCACAAAAUGAAGGACAGUACAGAACCUAAACCAAUAAACGAAAAAGAACGUAAAAAAUCCACAUUGGAUGAAGCACACUUUGAACCAGAUUAUGAUGAAACUGUUGAAUCUGAUCACGAUGUCAAAGAUGAUCUUGGUAAAAAACGGGAACAUUCAAAAUCCCCGGGUCCUAUAGAUUCCAAAAAACCAAAGUUUGAGAAUGAGACGAUCAAACUAGAUUUGACAAAUGUUAAAAAGAAACCUGAUUCGGAAAGCGAGUCAUCGGCGAGCGGUUCGGAUGACUCAUCUUCAUCGUCAUCGUCUGACGCUCGUAAGCGUAAAAAGAAAAAGAAACGAGCCAAGAAGAAAAAGAAACGUGCUGCCAGUGAUAGUGAUAGUGACUCGGGCUCGAGUUCAGACGAUCACAAGAAAAAGAAGAAAAAACGUAAACAUAAGAAAAAAUCAAGUAAAAAGAAGAAGAAAUCUAAAUAUAAGUAAUAUUCUUGUCAUUAAGUAUUUUACUUUUCUUUAACUAAAGUCAUCAAUUUUAAGGGAAUCGCGACUGCUUCUAAUGGUCAAUAAGACACGUCUUGUUUGGGUUAAACUAAGGAAAAUAAACUAAACGUUUUACAUUACAUAUGUAGUCAUGUAUUUAACUAGUGAAAUACAUUUUAUGAGUAAAAUAAAA
This is a messenger RNA of Zerene cesonia (dogface butterfly), 3627 nucleotides long. Its product is annotated as zinc finger CCCH domain-containing protein 13-like. Bases 705 to 3437 code for a protein of 910 amino acids. Lineage: Eukaryota; Metazoa; Arthropoda; Insecta; Lepidoptera; Pieridae. The record is from RefSeq and is a predicted model, not a curated record. The transcript has a single exon.